This is a messenger RNA of Dermacentor albipictus, 7923 nucleotides long. Its product is annotated as HUWE1-associated protein modifying stress responses-like. Lineage: Eukaryota; Metazoa; Arthropoda; Arachnida; Ixodida; Ixodidae. The record is from RefSeq and is a predicted model, not a curated record.
UCCAGUAGGUCGUGGGCCAGAGCCCAACGACUGGCUCGUUCUUCUUUGCUGCCUGUUCGCUGUGCGUAGUUGUUGGUGGCCUUCCCGAAAGGCAUCUGCCUUGUGUGUGCCGUUGCAUCGUGAAUCAAAAAAAGAAAAGAGUGCUGCUGCGCGGCCGUGUGAGUCGCCCCGAAGACCGUCCUGUGCCUGGCCCGGCCCGAGGGAUUCGUCGGUGAAAAAAAAAUUUCGAAAACAAAAGACACAAUCGGGGAGGUGCGAAGAAGCGGACGUCGUUCGUGAUCAAACGGCGCCAGCCGCCUCGGCUGCAGCCUCGUCGUUGUUAGUGGUGCGACGGCGGUGAAACCCAUCAAACGACCAUCGUCGAAAAAGAAAAAAGGGAGAGAGCCAUGGCAGAACGAGCCGACGAGUUGGACUCGUGGAUUACCAAUUGGGAGAGACAGUGCAUCGAGGAAGUCGAACGGGCGCCCGAUCUGGAGAGCCAGAUUCAGAACGAACGCGACACAUCUUCCCAAAAGCUGUGGCUCCUCUUUCAAAACUCGGCUACCUGCGUAGCGCAGCUGUACAAAGAUCGCCAGCACGGAGUGUCGCUGUGGGUUCCCUUCCAAAACGCUGCUUCGAGCGUCACCAAUCUCUACAAAGAGUGCCUGGAGGCCCAGAAGCGGGUGAGCGAGCUGGGCUUCCAGUCGGGCUACCAGCGCCGCACCAAGGACCUGCUGGCGUGGGCCAAGAAGCGCAAGCGCCACAUUCGGCGCGAGGACCUGCUCGCCUUCCUGUGCGGCAAGGCGCCCCACCACCACCACCACUACCACGGCUGGGCCUCGCCCCGGCCGCGCCUCUCCCUCGAGCCCCGGGUGGCGGCCACUGCGCCGCCGUCGUCUAGGUUGAGCCCUGCCGCCGCCGGGGAGCGCUCGGCCGUCGUGGGGGCGGACGAGGCCGACGACGUGGACCUGGACACGUUCCGCGAGGCGCUGGCCAUCUCGUCAGCCCUGGGUUCGGGCCGAGGCCACAGCGGAGGCAGCGUAUCGCCGCCCGGGUUCCGCAGUGCGGCCAGCCUGAGCAGCUUCAUCGCCGAGGAGUUUGCGCGCCACGUUGAGUCACGCAAGCGGACUGCUCCGGGAAGCGCGAGCCCCGGAGAUGUCGUGAUGGACUCGCCGACGCACAAACGGCCGCGCCUCAUCUGAGAUCUCCUCCCUCACCACGCGCCAAAAUAAUAAUAACAACAAAUCCCCUGCCGCCGUGUGCCGUCACAGGCUUUUUCUCCCACCUGCUUCAGACCAAGUCCUGCAGUUGUGCAGAGUCAAAAACCCGCUGCCAAAAAAAAAAAGUAAAUGAAAUAAGAAAAAAACCCUCCUUCGGGAAGGAAGAUCUCUUGAGCAUCGCUUGUCGUCGUCUGCUGCAAAACAGUGUCGUGCAGUCGCAAAAAAAAAAUGGAUGUGGUGAUGGCGGUGUGUUGAGAGGUGGUGGUUUGUCUUCGUCGAGACUGGUUCGUGGAGGACAUACGUUUUAAGCGACUUCGCAGAGGUGGCGUUUUGCUUUGCACGGCCACCGCCUUCGCAAGACUGCGCAUUGGCUGCCAUCGGGCGUGGACAUCGUGCAGACAGCCAGGAACUGAGGAUGGACUCCAACUUCAUUGCUAGCUGCUCGGUGGUUUGAUGGGACUGAUGCGGACCGCAGCAUCGACGGACAGUGUUCCGGCAGGAGCCUCGCGGGUAUUCUUGCGUCUUUCGCAGAGCCCUGUGGCAUGAAGCAUUCGGCUAAAGGGAGUCCAGACGGAAACUCGGCGAGGCCAGCGCUGGGAUCGACAAUGCUGCUUCGUCCUGCAACCUCUGACCGCUCGCCAAAUGACCGUGCCGCACGCUGCGAGCCCGGUUUCUUCUACGUGGCCCACUGUCGGUCCAUGCUUCUCAACAGUACACGUAUUGUCGCCCCGAUGUUGGCUGUGCAUGCAAAGUUAACUUGCCGGUGGUGACUGGAUUCAAGGGGUUGGGGUGGGUCUCGAGCAGACUCGCACAGACUCUUGUCAGAGGUAGCAUAGCGCGAAGAAGUGUGUGACGGCAACAUCUGCGACUGGUCUUUUUCUUUUCGUCUUUUUUUUUCUUGAGCCAGGUGAAACAUAUGCACCUUGAAAUAAGAGUUGGAGAGAGAGAAAGAAAAGUGUUGGCAGUGUCAUGAGAGUUUCUAUUUUUCUGUCAUUGCUGCCACCCAGCCUCCGAUUUGUUUUGUCCUUUUGAUAGGCAGUUUAAUUUACGUCGUAGGUAUGAUGGUGGGAAAGGUGCAACGAAAGGAGCAUCCUUUCUUUUCUGCCUGAUCGUGUGGUCGGGCGACCCUAGGUAGACUGGAGCUCGCAAAACGCGGGACUGUAUUAUAAUAAGAGGAAGGGUGCAAACAAGUGAAAGUAUAACGACUGUGCUGCCUUUUCCAAGCUUCGCUAGAAAGAAAAAAAAAAUCGAGGCACUUUACACAAGCCCACCGCUUCCUGCAUUGAUAUUGGAAACAAAAAAGUGUCCGACGUUAUGCAAGACAUGUCGUAUGUAGUAACAGGCCCCACGUAGUAGUAGCCCCCACUUGUGUGUUUUUGGUCUUUUUGUAGCGAUAACUUUUUUUUUAAGUAUCUGGACGUAUCGGUCCCAGGUCAUGUGCAAGGUUUAAAAAAUUUCUAAAUGUAGCCGCACUACCGCGUUUAAAAACAUGCCAUUACGAUCUUAGGUGAUGCUUUUCCAAAGUUGAAGAUAAAGUAAGGCCACCGCAAGCAGUGUUGGUUAUCAGAUGGAGGCAAUAAGAAGACUGUUGCAGAUAGAUUGCGAUGUGGUGUUUGCUACGACCCGGUUCAGCUGGAAUGAUGCGGCAAUAUGUCAUUGUAUGCAUUUUGUUUUCCUUGCCUUACCGCUGGGUUCAUGUUCCAGUUUGCAUUUUUGCCCAGUUUUGUAGGAGAAAAGAAACUUUUUUUCGUUGCGUCGUUGCAAGAUCUUGAUUUUCACCGAGGGUCGCAAACCUUGGGUCCUGCUUUGAUAGCUGGAGCCCCUAUACAUUUUGUCGCUAGCUGUCAUUUUGUCUGAUUUAUUAGCAAACAAACAAAUGUUCUUUUUUUGCUGGACUGGCUCUCGACAAGUGCGGAGAGUACCAUGGUUGUAACCAUAUGCAGCCUGGUAUCGCACUGUACGAAUGACCGGCGAGUAGUUGAUAAGUAGUCGAGUUGGCAGUUUUUUGAAGAUGGAGGGUUGCUGUUCACACUCGAGAGAAAAGUUACAGGAGCAUCCAGUCGCCUCGUUUUUAAAAAGAAAAAGAAAGCUUUGACGGGCCUGUUUGGACACCAGAGCCAGCAAAUUGUCAUGCCGUCUAGAGCGAGAUUUUGGGCUCUGCCACGACCGGCCCACCUCGCAAGCACCGAAUUUGUGGUGGAUGGAAGUCGCGAUUUGCCACUGUUUUUUUGUGGUUCUUUACACAGCUUGUGUCGUAGCAUUGUACAGACUAUUCCUCACUCUUUACUAUAUAUAUUUUUUUUUCACGCUUCUGUUUCACUUAUAGAGCUGUGUUUAUUGCUCUGAGUCUGAUAUUUACUUUUAUUUUUUAGAUUUGUUGUUGUUGUGAAGGAGAGUAGGAUUUUGUUGGUGUGUGAGUAGUGUCUUGUUGCGGCAGUGGGAUGUCAUCGAAGUGCUGGCUUGCGUCUGCGAGCAUGUCACAUUUUCCCUGCUCAAAGGUCAAAGGCCAGGUGCGUCUAGCAGGGGGCCACUUUGAAUUGUCGAAAAAAUGUUUUAACCCCCCCGUAAGAAGGGGAGGGGGGGGAGGGAUUGCGAGAGAAGCUGUCAAAUGACAGACCACAUCAGAGAAAACUACUACCUGGAGCUAUAUUCCAUUGAGAAACAAGAUGACCAAUAGCUUGCUAUAAAUAUGGGACAACUUAUGAAAAAAGCUGCCAGCUAGGAGUUAGUGGUCGAGGGUGCAAUGUGCCUUGUUCAGCGAGAAGGUAGCACAGCUUAGCAAUACCAUGUAGGUCAACAAAAAGUGCCCCCCCCCCCCUCUUCCGAAGUUUGCAACUUUUUGUUUUUCAUUUCACUCAGCAAAGUUGCACUGAAAAGUUCUAAAUGUAACUACAUAAAUAGGAGGGCCAAGCAUAGACGAUUCUUCCAGCUAAAGCACUGGCUUGUUCAAGCUCGAAUUAACACAGCUGUGGCUUACUGCAGUGCAUACAUUUUAAUACUGUUUCGCUGCGUUGCCUGUUUCUUUAAGAAUAGACCAGGUGCAUGCAAUUGCCUGUUGUGGUGCAAAAACAAAAAAAAACGCGUUCGAAAAGGACCAGUGGCACCAUCUGUUAGGCAAAACAAGCUGUCCACCAUGCUUUGGAAUUUGGAAUGACCGUUUCACUUGACACCCCAUUUGUUUACACACCAUGAAAGGUGCACUGGACAUGUGAAUCACUUGCAGGCCUCACCGAUGCCCCCAAAAUACUGCGGGAGAACUAGCAAGCGCCAUUAGGAGCAGCUUGAGAAUGAGGCAGCAUGUAGCAGUUACUUUGAUGGCUUCCUGCGGCUGGUGAAGAAAACGGUUGAGAUGUGCGAGUUGCCAGCUGCAGUAAUGUUGGUACAGGUUGUGUUAAGGUGCUGCAGUAGCCGAACGAGUGCAAAAAAAAGUGUUUUCAUUUGUUAUAUAUAAAGAAGACAGCAACUGGGGUCUCCAUCUAUGGAGCACUUCUUUGUGCGUGUAUGCAUGUAUGUGCAAGAGCUUGUAAUUGUCAGAAAACAAACUGAGACGUGAUGAGACAUCCAUGUGAAAUGUGUUAGGUUGCGUAACCACGCAUUGGCAUGUUGUAUGGUGCACGACACCCACGCCGUAAAAAUCUUGGCCAAAAUGUGUCCUGCACACUAAAAUGGGGACUGCGCGGUGCAUGCUCCAGCUAUGAUGACGAAGUUGCGAUUGUUCAGCGUGAAACAGUUGCGUUGAGGUCAGUGGAAGCGAUGUUAAAAGCGCGUCAAGAAAUAUGUUCCGCGUAGUUGCCACGGAUCAGGCAUGACUUGCUGGACUUGUGCAUGGUUAAUUCAGUUUGGGAUAGGUUUUAGUGCCUGUGAAAGGGGGAGUGGGACUGCUUGAAAGUAUGAUUUUUGCAUUUUAUACAGCAGUAAGAAGUUUCUGGCAUGUCAGCUGGAAGAUGAAGCAGCGGUCGGUGUUUCGUUCAUGCUCUUUCCUGUAUCUCGGUUGAAAAAAAAAAUAUGUGGGACAGAUUGCUCUUGAUGCCUGCUACCCUGAAUUGCAGCUUCAGUUGCGAGUGUCUCGUGCGCUUGUGGUCUUCCUGAAAUUGGAAGUUUCCUGCCACGCAUUUGAAAGGGAACAAGGUUUCGGCCGUUUGGCUGUUGGUACAGGCAUCAUUUUCACCUUGCCAAAGCAACCUUUCAUGCAUGUCAGCUGGCUGUUCCAAGAAACCUGGCCAAUCUUGGUUGUCCGUUCUUUCUCUUAAUUUCUGAGAGCCUCGUGCAGUCUCGAUGCUUCCGUGCCGUUACCGCAGCUGGCAACCUGGUGCUGCCAAAAGAUUGUGUCUGUUUGUGUUCCCAUCAUCGCACCUUCCUGUUUGUUGGGCCGCCAAAGAGAUGCAGUUGCGCAGAGUUCUUGUUAUGUUUGAUAGUGUGCCCAUGUGCUUUUUUUUUAUGUACGGGUCUUUCUUUGUGCAUAUUUGUACCACACUGUCGUUCAGUUUGGCUUUGUUGGGUAGGCUUUGAUGCUGCACUCCAACAGCUGAUGAUGGCCGAGCUGUGCUCUUAAUAGGUAAUUGCACCGGUUGCAGUGCUAGUAGUUUCAUGCGACUGGUGAGCAGUUGCAAAGCAAGACUGCCAUUAAUAGCCGUGUGUCGCAACACUUUGCAAAUGAUUGGCAAGCAUUUGGUAAGGAGGGCUUUGUUAUUAAUAACCCAUCGCAGCACUUGUCAGCAAAUGAUUAAUGAGCAGGUGGAAAAAAAUGCUUUGCCACUAGGAAUGAUGUAUCUUGCCACACUGAUGGCAAGCAAUCAGUAAGCAAGACUGCCUCUGAUAAUUAUGCCUGUUGCGAUGCUGGUAGUCGGUAGAUAAGCAGACUGUCGGUGAGCAGUUGCGAAGCACGACUUUGCCAUUGACAUCCAUGCAUUGCAACACUUGGCAAAUGAUUAGCGAACAGUCGAUAAGCAAGGCUUUACCAUUAAUGAUAACGCAUCACAGCACUGGUUGUCAGCAAAUGAUGAGCGAGUAGUUGGCAAGCAAGACUGUCGCCAGGAAUGCCAUAUGUUGCAACACUAAUGGGGUCGACAAAUGUUGGCAAGCAGCCGUAAACAACAUUUUUCAACAACACGUCACAGCACUGGCGGUUGACACGAUUUAUCAGCAGUUGGUAAGCAAGACGUUGCCACUAAUAAUGAUGCACAUUGCAAGACAUUGCAAGCAAGUCAUCGGUGAGAAAUCGGCAAGCAAGGCAUUGCUGCUAAUAAUCGCAUUUCAAUUUAGUAUUUGGCGAAUGACUGUCGAGCCUCUAGUAAGCAAAACUUUGCCUUAGAACAAUACAUGGCAAAGAGAAUAAGGAUUCCUGGUUUGAAGAUAGGUGCAGAAAACACAAGACACUAGAAGAACAAGAUUGACGAGCUUGUGCCAUUCUUCUCACUCCUGUAGCACCUUCAUUUUUUUUGUGUGUGCCUACCUUUCAAAAUGGUUCAUCAGGACUUUGCUGUUGAUAAUGAUGAAUGCACCUGCAUCUCGUGUGUCUACUGGGAGCUGACCGAAAUGUGUAGAAUUGGCACCUGCUGCCACUCUUGUACUCUCAGUGCUUAAAGUAGUAGUGUCGCACUGUUGAUUCUCUGAAAUUUCAAGCCAGAAUUGUACUUGCACGGAGGUUUGGUUCGUGUGACUCGCAUCUGUGCAAUGCAGCACAGUGCAGUGAAAGGCUCUUUUAUGUUUGGCCAAGCUGCACCCAAAGCUUAGCCUCAGUUUGGAAUCUCAUUUUCGCAAGCAGAUUUUGAACAGGAAUGAUACAUGGAAGUGAUGCCCAGGGCUAUUUGAGGCUUUGUCUUUGGCUCUUUUAAACAGUGUUGCGCACCAAACAACCCUGGAAGCCUAAAAUCUAAAUUUAACUGCCAAGUGUUUGUCAUUUUGGAACACCAGCAACUCCUGCCCUUGAAGGCAUUGUUGGAAGCCACACUUGCCCACAACUUGUACGGAUAGUAUUCCCUGCCGGUUAUAAUAGUUUUCAAACGUGAGGAUCAGCAUUGUUGCAGCUUUUCCAAUCUGAUGGCCUUGGAAGUGAGGUUGUUCCAAUGUAGCUCAUGGGUUGGUUGGGAAAAGUCCUUGUGUGGAAGGUUGAUCGGCCCACCUGAGCUGGUUUUGUCUGGUUGCUGCCGGAUUGGAGGAGCACUUAUUUCCGGUGGAAAAUGGGCUAGCGCGAUAUGUGAAAUACAUACACUAAACAAACGCGAACGCCUAUUUUGAAAAGCGUACGAAUGAUGCUGAAAGUGUCUGCUCGUUCAGCAGUAUCUCCCUUUCCUUGAAAGCAGCGCCGAACACAGUUCGGCUUCGAAGACAAGGUGCCUGUCACUUGCUCACAAAGCAAUGAGAAAUAAACUUCUGACGUAGGUCUGUCUGCAGUCCCACCGCCGAGGACAACGUGCUCAAUUAAUGCAUUGGACGUGCUGCCGACACAUUCGUUGGUCACUGUUUAGUUGCCUCCUCCUGUCCUUGCCAAGAUAUUAUAUGCACUAUUUCUCGAUGCAACUUUUCCACAUGCCCUUCUUCCCUCGCCCCAUCUCUUGUUGGAAUUAUUCUUGUAUAUUUUGUAGCAUCACAGCCGGGCAACUUGUUUUGUCCUCGGCCGACUUCGAUAUGUUCUUGUUUGUUUGUGUUUUCACUUUGACAGCUGUGUACAGGCCGAUGUUAUGUCAUGCUUCUGUACAAAUACACGAGUGCUUGUCGGAGCCAA